AUGUAGAGGGGCCGCUUCCAAGAAUGGCUCUGGGGAGCUCUUCGGAGCUAGCUGAGAGCGGAUCGCGAAAGACGGCUAGCGACGAGCCUGGGCCCGGAACUACGGAGCGGGAAUAUGUGGACAGCGCAAUAAAUCAGACAAAUACGCCGCUAGCGCAGCCCACAGGACCGAGGCCGAGCCGAUUGACACAGCCCAGAACAAGCAAGUCGAGAGCUCUCGAACGACUCCUGGCCGAUCCAAAUCGGGUGCAGAGAAGCGGAGAUCGAGGCGAAAACAGGAAGGCGGAUCUUCCAAGUCAGAGCUCCCGAGGCGAAAGGACUGGCUCGCCUCUAACAUCCGUACCUGUGUUGCGUGGUGGGACGGAAAUCUAGUCGAUAUUCGAUGGCGCGCGCGAGACCCUCAUGUGCCCAUUUUCGGUGUGCAAUAAACGUCUACCCCCCUGUCUUGUCGUUCUCGCUACACUGGUGCCGUGACCAAUCGCGAUGGAGUUGACCCAGUUAGAGCAAUUUGCGGCCGGUGACGUGGAGGCGUGGCUCGAUGAGUUCGACGGAAUUGCGGCUUGCACGGAUGUGAGGGGGAUGCAAAUUUGCUAAUUGCUUUGGGCACACGGUUGGGUGGACGAG
Messenger RNA from Dicrocoelium dendriticum, 623 nucleotides. Lineage: Eukaryota; Metazoa; Platyhelminthes; Trematoda; Plagiorchiida; Dicrocoeliidae. The record is from the annotation of a GenBank genome assembly.